UCCACACACACGCACACACACGCACACACACACCCACACACACACACACACACACACCAGUCAGAGGGAGGCAACCGCUACGAGGAGUCAGAGCCGAACAAUACCCAGAGCCCGGACACACUCCGGGGGAGCACCGGAGGCUUCCCUGCCGUGUAAAGCCAGCCGGAGACAGAGCACAGCAGAGGAGCGGGCAGGGACGUCCAACACCGGCGGGAGGAAUCACCGCCACACGGCCGUUAUAUGUGAACGCCGCCGCGGGAUGAAGGGACUGAGGCGCACACGGAAAUAUGUUUUCCUCUGGGACACAGAACUCAUCUCCUUCCUGAACGGCCCAAUGAAGUGGCAGAAGAAGAUAUUUCUGGCCCUCAUUGUCAUCUGUACUGUCAGUCUUCUGCUGCACCAAGGGGGCCACUUCACCUGGAACAUGGAGGGCUUCCGCUUUGGCUGCUCUCACCUUUCCCCAGGAUCAAAGCUGAAACACACCAACAUUGUCUUCCUGAAGACCCACAAAACGGCCAGCACCACCAUGCAGAACAUCCUGUUUCGUUUUGCAGAGCUCAACAACCUGAUGGUGGGGCUGCCAGUACAAGCAUGUGGUCAUCAGUUCUGCUACCCACAUCCCUUCUCCUCUCACUUCAUCCAUCAGCACACGCUGCGACCAAACGUGAUCACCAACCACAUGCGCUUCAAUAAGACGGCAUUGCAGCGCCUGAUGCCAAAUGAUACGGUGUACAUUACCAUCCUGAGAGAACCAGCCUCCAUGUUUGAAUCCUUGUUUACAUACUACAACCGACACUGUAUGAGUUUCAGGAGAGUCCCGAAUGGCUCUUUGGAAGCGUUCUUGGCGGAGCCCACACGUUACUACAAGCCACAAGAGGUAGACUCCAUGUAUGCACACAACACCUUGACCUUCGACUUGGGUGGAGAGAAAGAUCGUCCGACAAAAGACUUUGCUUAUGCACACAACUUUUUUGCGGAGGUUGAAAAAACGUUCUCCCUGGUGAUGAUUUCCGAAUACUUUGAUGAAUCACUUAUUCUUCUUCGCCAUCUUCUCUCUUGGGAUUUAGAGGACAUCCUGUAUGUCAAGCUGAACAUGCGGACUGAAAGUUCCAAGAAGAGAUUGUCUCCGGGUCUUCCUGAAAAGAUCCGAGCCUGGAAUUCCAUAGACGCAUACCUUUAUGAGUACUUUAAUGCUUCAUUCUGGCUCAAACUGUCAGAUUUGGGUCUAGACUGUGUGGCGAAGGAGGUCCAACUUCUUCGACAGGCACAAGAGAGGCUAAUGAGAAGUUGCUUUGGUGGGAAAAUGCCACUUGCACUCCCAGCUGCAGAGAUCAAGAACAAGGAACUCCGUCCAUGGCAGCCAAGCGACAAAGUUGACAUUGUCGGCUAUGACCUCCCGGUAAAUAUAAGCCUAGAGGCACAGGAGCACUGCUUCAAGUACAUCCUGCCAGAGAUCCCAUACACGCGCAUCCUUCUACAUUCCCAGUCCUUGCUACAUCGUCGAAAAUAUCAGAAUCGGCCUUCACAAAAGUCACACACCCUCCAACAUCACAUGCGCACAACCCUGCCUCGGCAUUCUCAGGUCCACCGCAGCCAACCAGCGCGCUCUGUUGCUCAGAGCCCAAACUCAGGAACAGGGUCCAAAUCUACCGUGAAGCAAAGUGAAGGAACUACGAAGCAAGGGCUUUAAUUCUCAAGCAAAAUGUGAAAAUGUCAUCGGAGCCCAGCAGACUUCACACUUCAACUCAUCCUGGUCCAAUAAAGACUAUGAUGCUCUAUUAAUAAAAUCA
Messenger RNA from Gambusia affinis (western mosquitofish), 1790 nucleotides. It is a transcript of the gene gal3st3, whose product is annotated as galactose-3-O-sulfotransferase 3. The record is from RefSeq and is a predicted model, not a curated record. Lineage: Eukaryota; Metazoa; Chordata; Actinopteri; Cyprinodontiformes; Poeciliidae. The coding region runs from base 260 to 1690 and encodes 476 amino acids. Gene Ontology annotation, molecular function: galactosylceramide sulfotransferase activity. The transcript has 4 exons. Gene Ontology annotation, cellular component: membrane. Gene Ontology annotation, biological process: glycolipid biosynthetic process.